This is a messenger RNA of Knipowitschia caucasica, 693 nucleotides long. NCBI's taxonomy places the organism in Eukaryota, Metazoa, Chordata, Actinopteri, Gobiiformes, Gobiidae. The record is from the annotation of a GenBank genome assembly.
AUGGUGGCAUGUGGACAGGACCACAGUCUCUUCCUCACUGACGAAGGCAAAGUCUACUCUUGUGGUUGGGGAGCAGACGGACAGACAGGCCUGGGGCACCAGGGCAGCACUCCCGUCCGUGCAGCUGGGGGGGGAGUGGAGGGGGUGAGGGUGCAGCAGAUCAGCACAUACGCAGACUGCAGCCUCGCCCUGUCCCAGGAUGGACAGCUCUACGGCUGGGGCAACUCCGAGUACCUGCAACUGGCCAUAGCCACGGACCACGCACAGGUGAACUCCCCCCGCAGACUGCCCCUCUCUGGCUGUGGCAGGGUAGUGCAGGCGGCGUGUGGAGGAUCUCAGGUGGCUGUGCUCAACGACCAGGGGGAGGUGUUCGUCUGGGGCUAUGGCAUUCUGGGUAAGGGCCCCCGUCUGUCUGAGAGCGCGGUCCCGGAGCAGAUCCCUCCUUCUCUGUUCGGAAAGAGCGACUUUAACCCUUCAGCCGCCGUCACCAAGAUCCGCUGCGGACUGAGCCACUUCGCAGCCGUCACAGAUCGAGGAGAGCUGUUCGUGUGGGGCAAGAACAUCAGGGGCUGUCUGGGCAUCGGCUCCAGGGACGACCAGUACUUCCCCUGGAGGGUGACUGUGCCGGGGCUGGUGGUGGAUGUGGCAUGUGGAGUCGACCACAUGGUGGCGCUGGUCAAGUCUUUGAUCUGA